AAUUCCUUUUCGUAGUAUGCUGGUUGGGAUUGUGUGGAAGAUAAGGGAUAGGAACGUUAGAGUGGGUCCUGGCUGAUUCAUUUAUUUGUGUAUAUAUGUCCUCAGCUCUCAGCAACAUCUUCUUUCAUCCAUAAAAGCCGAAAAAUUCUCUUUGGUAAAAAGUAGUGAGUUUGGAAAGAAAGAGAGGAAAAGGAUCAAGAUCAUAAACGAAGAAAGAAUAAUAUCAUAGUGAACUCCAUGCUAUUUAUAUGAAUCAUUGCUUCUUGUUUCCAUGGAGGAAAAACUCUUGGCAGUGCUCAGUAUUAGCAGCCGCCGUCCUAGCCACUCCAUGUAUUGCACAUUCCAUAAACUGUCAGAUUGACAACGAGUAGAAUGGAAUCGACAAAGAGGACUGUUUGUCUGUAACUGGUGGGUUUGCCAGAUUUGUAAGCAAGAUUGUCUGGUCGAGCCCGGAUCUGUUUAUAUGUGCUUUAGGCAUAAUAAGAAACGGGGGCGGGGUAGAGCCGGAGAAGAGCAAGGUAUACUAGGAUUUCUCUUCAUUUUCUUUUCAUUCUGAUGAUGAAUCAGAAGUGUGAUUCGAAAUGUUGAAUCAAGAAAUAUCAUCAAAUUAAAUUAAGGAUUUUGUAGUUUAGUUUAGUUGGGUGUGAAAAAUUAGGGCUUGUACAGAAGGGGUACAGAAGGGGAUGCGGUCAGGAGGUUGCACGGUGCAGCACACAUUGACGGCGGAGGCCGCUGGUGUGGUGAAGCAUGCAGUGGCUGUGGCUCGUCAACGAGGCCAUGCACAGGUCACGCCCUUGCAUGUCGCCGCCACUUUGCUUGCGCCUGGCGGCACGACGCUUCUCCGCCGAGCGUGCCUCAAAUCACACCCUCACUCGACUUCUCAUCCUCUGCAAUGCAGGGCUCUGGAAUUGUGCUUCAAGGUCGCCCUUAAUCGCCUUCCCACCACCGCUGGUUCAGUCGUGCAGCCUGGGCAGCCGUCUCUUUCGAACUCCCUCGUGGCGGUUUUGAAGCGUGCACAGGCGAAUCAAAGGCGUGGAUGUGUUGAGCAGCAGCAGCAGCCAUUGCUUGGUGUGAAGGUUGAGAUUGAGCAGCUCAUCAUUUCGAUCCUCGAUGAUCCUUCUGUUAGUCGGGUCAUGCGGGAGGCUGGGUUUUCUAGUACUUUUGCGAAGAAUAAGGUAGAGGAAGAAAGCGCUUGUCUUAGUUUUCCAUCUUCUUCUUUGGAUCAUCACGGUGGUAAUGAGAUCUGCCGAUCCGCUGCUAAAAUCAAGGGGAUCAUGGCUGAAGCAGUUGAUAUGGCUGGUGGGGUGAUCUAUAGUCAUAAUGGUGUUAGUGAUCGUAGUUCCAGGUUUAAUUUCUUUGAUAGCCCUGGGUUCGAGAGGUUUAAUGGUAGUGUGAAGAAUGAGGACGUAGAGAGCGUGCUCGGGGUUUUGCUUGGACAGAAGACGAGACGAAUAAAUAGUGUAAUCGUAGGAGAUUGUUUUCUUCUUACUGAGAAUGUUGUGAGGGAUGUGAUGAGUCGGAUUGUGCGAGGAGAUGUUCCUGAUUUGCUCAAGGCUGUGCGCUUCGUUACUCCUCACUUUUCUUCUGGCACUCUUGGAAUGCCUGUAAGUAGGGAAGUGGUCGAGCAGAAGCUUGCGGAACUCAGGAGAGGAAUUAAUAACUGCCUUAUUGGAGGCUCGGCUAUCAUCUAUGUGGGUGAUCUGAGAUGGGUAGUUGAUGACAGUAAUGGGAAUGAUAAUAACAGGAAUAGGAAUGGUUACUGUCCAGUUGAGCAUAUAAGGAUGGAACUGGGACGGAUUCUCAGUUGCAGUGCAGAAAGUCGAAGGGUGUGGUUAAUGGCGACCGCGACUUAUGAGACAUAUAUGAGGUGUCAGAAGGGGCAACCGUCUUUGGAAACACUAUGGAGUCUUCAGCCAGUUCCAGUUCCUUCCGGAGGGCUAUCCUUGACUCUACAGCCCAGCUCGACCACCCAAGGUGAAGCAAAGAUCAAUGGCGUACGUGGUGAUGUUUUGGUCCCAAUUCCACACAAUGUCAUGUGGCAAGCGCCACCCAUUAAAACUAUCGACUUGGAGGACGAACCAGUCGACAAGCCUAAUUGCUGCUCUGAAUGCUCUGCAAAAUUUGAAGAAGAAGCAGAAUAUGUACGCGAAGAACACAAAAAACAGAGUUCAAAUGGCAGCCACUUGCCUUUGUGGCUUCAGCAAUGCAGCAACAAUAACAUCUCCAGGAAAAGUGCAACGGCGCAGGUGGAGGACAAGUUGGAGGAGCUCCGCCAAAAAUGGCACCAGAUAUGUCGGAGUAAACAUUCUCAUUGGGAACAGAGGCAGCGGUCUGCGUUCGAGAUCCCACACUAUUCGGCCUCGGUUUCGGGGGUAAAUUCUCAUCGACCAUGGUGGCGCGCCCCUCAAAGCCAUUCUUAUGGAUUGGGAGUGGAAAUGGGAGCGAACCCAACUCAGGCGUGGCCCGUGCUAUCUUCUCCCGCUUGUUCACAUCAGACUACACUUGGUAAUAUUGGGGAUUCGAGCAUUGACAGUGUGGAGGAAUCCUCGAGGUGUGAUGUAGAGACCACUCUGGCUCUCGGUCUAGCAGACACCAGUUCCCAAGACAACAACCAUGAGAGUUCGACACAGCCGUCCAACCCAGAAAGCUUGAAAGACAUGACCGAGAGGCUUGCACAGAAAGUACCAUGGCAAAGCGAGGCCAAUGCCUGCGCCAUUGUUAGCGCCGUUUUGAACUCCAGAUCUGGCGCAGUUAGAAGAGAGAAUGGCAUCAAGGGCGACACUUGGUUGUUGGCAUUGGGUCCUGACAGGAUGGGGAAACGAAAGACUGCUAAAGCUCUGGCUGAAAUCUUGUUUGGGUCUCAGGAUAAACUUGUUUGGUUUACGGGUAAGUAUCAAUGGGACAAACUUACGCAUGCCAUUGGGUUAAACCCCAACUGUGUUGUGCUGGUGGAGGAUAUCGAGCAGGCGGAGGGAGCUUUCAUGGAGGCGCUACUGAAAGCUCUGGGAACAGGAAGAACCAUGAAUUCCAAUGGGAGGGAAGUUAGCUUGUCCAAUGCUGUCAUUUUCUUGAGUUCUACCCUUGGAACCAACUGCUUCACUCAUUGCCCUUCUUCUCAAUUCGAUGAGGACAGCCUACUAGCACAUAUUGAAGGCUCCUCUUGGGGUUUAAAACUGAUGGUGCAGGAAGAUCAAGAACAAGUCGGAACGAAAUUGAGCAAUCAUAAUUUUAAGCGGAAGCCAGAAUGGGAUCCUGUAAAAGUAAAUCAAAGAGAGAAAAGGAAUAGACAGUCGCCUGUUUUGGACUUAAACUUGGAGACUGAGGAACAACAAGGCAUUGAAGCAGGCGAGAAGCUCGAUCACAUUGCACUUUCCGACCAAAUCAGGCAUUGCUUCCCAGAACAACUUUUGAAAUCCCUAGAUAAAUGUCUGGUUUUUCUUCCCUUCGACUUUGCUCAGCUUGGAGACACAAUAGUCGAGAAACUGCAUGAGUCAUAUGAUAGAGCUACCAAUGGCAGAGGGUUAUUUCAUGUGGAAAGCUCUGUGGUGGAGCGCCUGGUUUCAUGUUGUUGGGAGUUGGCUCCGUUGGGCACCCAGACAUUUGACAAAUGGGCUGAGGAAAUUUUUGAAGUGUGGUUGGGUCGAUUGCAAUCCACGCAUACACUUACAUCACAAACCAUUGUCAAGUUAUCGACAACAGAAAGUAGCAAUACCAAUUCUCUUUAUGGCAAUUCUCAUCUUCCAACAAGAUUCGAGAUUAACAGUUGCAAUAAUCAUGCAAGAUUCAGCUAUAGUGCAUAAUUGCCCUUUGUCAAUGUGACAUUUGUUCACUACACCUAGAAAUGUACCUCAAAUGCAUAAAGAUCCCAGUUUUGAUUUCAUCAUUGUGAUUAUCCUCAAUCAUAUCCCGGUUUCAUGCAAAUGUACCAAGUUCUACCAUUUCUGAGAGUAGCUUAUUGUAUGCAAAAGCACUAAUAAGCACAGGAGCUAAGAUGGGGGUGUAGUGCAAGCAACCUAGUUUCUGAAAGUCCCUAAAAGGAUCAUCUCUAUUAUCUGCCAAAUCCAUAAGAAUCCUUAGAUGUAUAAUAAUCGCAGCCAUCUCUGUUUCGCCUCGAACAAUUGAUAAUGAAAUAGUGUUUGGGCGCGCCACCCGUUAAAAGCAGCAGAGAGAAUUGAUUCUUCUACUUUUCUCACACCCCUUCAAUGUCCAUCACACAACUCUAAAUCUCUGCAACUAUGCAUGUAGGUCAUCCAUGACAAGCUAUUGCUGAGUACGCAAGUAAUUGUAAAUAUAUUGCAGCUCUAAAAUGUUUUAGAUAUUCAUCCCAUUUUUGCGGAUGAGUUGUUACCCGUAAGUUAAUGGUCAUGUUGUAUACGUCUACUUUUUCGGUAUCUUCUAUUUUUAGAUAUUUUCAAUUCUAUAUACGUUAUCAGA
Molecule: messenger RNA, 4434 nt
Organism: Cryptomeria japonica (Japanese cedar)
Lineage: Eukaryota; Viridiplantae; Streptophyta; Pinopsida; Cupressales; Cupressaceae
Product: protein SMAX1-LIKE 3
Exons: 3
Coding region: 684-3800 (1038 amino acids)
Molecular function (GO): ATP hydrolysis activity; ATP binding
Source: RefSeq, a predicted model, not a curated record